Cydia strobilella is the source of this 1231-nucleotide messenger RNA. Its product is annotated as B-cell receptor-associated protein 31-like. Gene Ontology annotation, cellular component: endoplasmic reticulum membrane; endoplasmic reticulum. Lineage: Eukaryota; Metazoa; Arthropoda; Insecta; Lepidoptera; Tortricidae. Gene Ontology annotation, biological process: endoplasmic reticulum to Golgi vesicle-mediated transport; intracellular protein transport. The coding region runs from base 189 to 833 and encodes 214 amino acids. The transcript has a single exon. The record is from RefSeq and is a predicted model, not a curated record.
AUGUUGUCUAUGGUUGUUAUUGAAAUUGAAAUGAUUACGUGCUAUUCUUGUGUUUGAGUUAUUUUUCUAUUUUCAGUCGAUAUUGUGAGAUAUUUAAAUUUAUAGAGCAGUUUGACUCAUUUGUUAAAGUGUCCUAAUUUCAAUAUCGUGUCUGUUUAUUUGAAAACGAAAUUACUAAUACUUGAAACAUGUCUAUUCAGUGGACAUUUAUCGCCGGCUACCUGUAUUUCGAAAUUGCAAUAGUGGCUAUAAUGAUGCUUCCCAUCGCCAGUCCGCGACGAUGGCAGCAAUUCUUCAGAUCGCGGCUGUUCGCCAUGUUCCGCGAGCAUGCGGCAUAUUACUUCUACAUUCUACUCGGCGUACUGAGCUUGUUCCUCAUGGAUGCGAUCCGGGAGAUGAGGAAAUACUCACAUACUGAUAACCACUUCCAUUUCUCGACCGAAAUGAAAGGCAAUGUAAAACUUUUCCGAGCUCAACGGAACUUUUACAUCACCGGUUUUGCCAUUUUCUUGGCAUUUGUCAUAAGGCGCCUUGUUACUAUGAUUUUGAUACAAGCUGAGCUGUUGGAGAAGUCGGAAAGGAUCAUUAGAGAAGCUGAAACUGCUAAGGACCUCGCCAAGACUACUGUAUUGACACAAGCUCUGCAGUCCGCUGGGGAUUCUAACAAUGUUGAAAAUUUGGAAAGGCUGUUGCUGGAUGAACAAACCAGAAUCAAAGAGUUGGAGGAGGAAGUAACAUCUUUGAAAGAGCAGCUGAAUGAAGCUAAAUGUAAAUUUUUGAAGGAGCAGCUGAAUGAAGUAAAAUGUAAAUUGGCUGAAAGGAAGUCUGAAUAAGUGUGAUUAAAGAACUUGGAGAUUAAUGUUAACUUUUAAAGCCUAAUUUUAGUAUUUGACUAGUGGUUUGUUAGGAAAUUAUUUUAUUUGAUUAAAAACCUAGUCAAACUAUCUGAGAAUGUUACAUUUGCAAAGAACAAAAAGAUUUUAAGAAAUAAUAAUUGAACAUAGUUGCAGACAGUGACAUAAAUUAUAAAUAACAUUUUAUCACCCGCUCCGCAAAUAAUAUACUAUCAAAUUCUAUUCUAUGAACAUUGGGAUGUUUAUUUUAAAACUGUAAAUACCGAACGAUAUUCACAUUAUUAAUAGAUCAUAAUUAACUAAGGCCCCGGCAAAAUUGUUGCAGGCCUUAGUGUUCUGCUCUCUUGGCUUAUUUCUUAAAACUGUUUUCAAUAAAA